Messenger RNA from Penaeus vannamei (Pacific white shrimp), 405 nucleotides. The record is from RefSeq and is a predicted model, not a curated record. Lineage: Eukaryota; Metazoa; Arthropoda; Malacostraca; Decapoda; Penaeidae.
AUGAGUUACAACCUUCGGGGAAUUUCCAAGGAACGACUUAUAUCCAGGGACGACUUACGACCUUAUAGACCUCUAGAGACGACCUACGACGCUGAGAAGCUCCCGGAGCCGACCUACGACCCACCAUGGACUCCCAGAGACGACCUUACGACCAGAGGACCUCCCAGGGACGACCUACAACCCCUGAGACUCUGGGACGACCUACGACCCGACAGGACGACCUACGACCCCUCUUGCCGAUCUCCCAGAGGACCUCCCAGAGACGACCUACGACCCAGAGGACCUCCCAGAGACGACCUACGACAAAUGACCUCCAGAGACGACCUACGACCCCUGAGACUCUGGCGGAGACGACCUACGACCCCUAAGAACCCGCCGGAGACGACCUACGACCGACAGCUUUAG